Paramecium octaurelia is the source of this 7276-nucleotide messenger RNA. NCBI's taxonomy places the organism in Eukaryota, Ciliophora, Oligohymenophorea, Peniculida, Parameciidae. The record is from the annotation of a GenBank genome assembly.
AUGUACCUUUACUUGAAAUAAUCAUCAAAAGUGUAGAAACUAAUUCAAUAAAAGUCAGAGAGUAAUUUGAAGAAAGUAAUUUUUGGUAUUUAUGUGUUAAGAUUGAACUUGUGAAUGGAGAAGUAAAGGCUCUUACUGGUUAUGGAAAAUCUUAUAUAGGCAAUAAGGUCUAAUCAUUUACUUUUAAAUAACAUAUUCUAGAAGUGUUAUCCUUUCUCUGGAGAUUCGAAAUACUAAUGAUAAUGGUCUACAUCAUAAUCAGCUGGGCUCUUUAGGAUGAUGCAGCUAGGUAAUUAAAAUUUGCAUAUUCGAAAGCAAUUUAGUUCUUUUGUUUCAAAGCAUUGUAUUGCUAUUGGAUUAUUGUCUGUUUGUAAUAAAGUCUGUUCUAAAAUUUCGUAAUUUUAGAAUAGUGGAAUCACAAUUGAAUGAAUAGAAAUAUAGUAUUCUAGAGAACUUUAUUCAUUCCAAAGAACCUUUGGCAUCAGAUUCUUCUGAAGAUAUAAACACUUAUUUCUCUCCAUAAAAAUAAGUAUUGAGAGAAUAGAUAAAAGUUGGUGAUAUUGUUAUCUUAUAAAAAAAACAUGAAUGUCCUGCAGAUGUAUUGCUUUUAGAAUCAAGUCAUCAGGUUGUAUAAAUAGAUUAGAAUGAAUUUGGCAUUCAAACACCUAAAAUAACAAUCCCUUGUUAAUCUACUUUUAGUAAUUUAAAUCUUUUAUCUUUAGUGUAACCAAAAUCAGAUACAAAAGGAGUGUUAGUUGAGUUCAAACUAACUUUGAAUGGACAGAUCUAGUAUUCCUAUUAAUUUGGCAAGAAGUCUAGUUUGAUGGGGACAAUUAAAUUAAAGAAUGAUCCAAAGGUGUUUAAAUUCAAUCAGGACAAUAUUAUUUUUAGUGGGGAGAAGCUAUUAAAUACAGAUUGGGCAUUAGGAAUAGUUUUGGUAGCAGGAAAUAAUUGUUUACGUAUUUAUAAGCCAAUCAAGCAUAAACGAUAAAAGUCAUUCCUGUUUAUUGGGCUCAUAAUUCUUGGGUACUUCAUAAGUUUGGUAUUUGAUAUGUUAAUUGUAGCUUGCAAAUCUAAGUUACAAAUCAAUUUAUGGAAUCCACUUAUGUUUCAAUUCUAUGUUAAUUCCAUUAUAUGCUAUAUUCUAUAAAGAGUUCAUCUAGAUCUUUCAUUACAUUAAGCAACCAAGUAUUCAGAAGAAAGUGAAGCCAAUGAAUGCCAUAGGACAAGGAAAUAACUAAGGGAAAGACAGUAUACAUAUUAUAAAUUUUAAGUUGUUUAAGAUGAUAAACACAUUUGGAUUGAAUUUAACAAGGUUAAGAAUAUGACUGAGAUCUUUUCAUAGAAUAAACUGUCGAAUCAGGAAUAAAUUAAAGACUUCUAAAUUAUGAUGUAAUAAACUAAUGUAAUCAUUAAUGUAAAUUAUUUCAGUAUUGGAAAUGCUCAAAGGUGAAUUUGGUGUGUUUGGAAUUGAAUCAAUAGUAUUUUCAUAAGAAGAGAAAGAUCCAAUCAAUCUACAUUGAUGAUAAACAAUACAUGUUCAAAUACAAACAAUUAGUAACAAUAAUGAAUAGUAAUUAAAUUUAAUUGGGAGAUAAUUAUUAUAAAACCUUGUUAGAUACAGGCAGAGAAAACGAUAUUUUUGAUGAAGACAAGAAGGAUUACAGUGAAUUGAUCAAUUCCCAUCCUUACUCGCCUCAUAAUUAAGAGGAAAGAUAGAAUUAUGGAAUGAGUACUAAUUUGCAAUUUUCUCUCUCGAAGAAAACAAUCGAUGCGUCUUAAUAGAAAAAACUAAAGAAUUCCUUAGGGAAAACUAUAUCAUUUAGAACCAAAAUUGUAAAGAGUGGAAGUGACUAAAGUUCAUCUAUCAAUUAAUUAUAAAAGCAACAAUUGAAUGAGUAGUAAUUUAUCACUUAAUUGUUUGAUGACUUCGACAAUCAAUAUCACGAGAAAGUUGUUGCCUUAUUAUUAUUAUGUGAGAUAGAGAAUAAAUAUAAUGAAUAGAAAAAAACAAUAGAAACUUAUUGUAAAAACCCCCAGGAUUAUAUUUUAAUUGAGUUUUGCAAUCUCUUAGAAUACAAACUUAAGUGUAGCAUUGAAACCGAACGUUAAAUAUAUGACAUAAUUCUCAAAAGUUAACUAAAAAUCAUUGAAAUCCAAGGCAAAUUGAAAUAAUAUAAGAUCUUAAGUGAAAAUAAACAAACCAAAAAUAGAAUUGGAGUUUAUUCCGUGCUCCUAAAAGAUCCUGAAGAAUUCAAUGAAGAUGAAGGUGCUCUUCUCUAUAUAAAAAUUGAAACUUCGCAAAUGUAUGAAAAUACGAAUAUGAAUAUCAAUGUGUUAGAAACCAAUUCAACUCUAUAUUAUAUGUUGAAACGGGGACAAUAACCAACCUUGUAUUUCAAGAAGUAACUUAAAAAGACAGAGGCUAAAUAGUUCUUGUAAAAUAAGAUGAAUAUUAUGAAUUCAUAUACAACAGACGAAGAUUAAUUGGAAUAAUUGUAUUUACAAUUGGAAUCUCAAGCUGAAUUGCUUAUGAUUAUUGGAACUCAUGCAAAAAUAGAUCAAAGUGCUCUACUCACAAUAGAUGCAUUCUCAUAAGCAAAUGUAUUAUUAUAAUCAAAAUGAUCUUUAGCUAAAUACGUGGUUGGUAUCUGCUGAAAAUCAAUUUGUGGUGCUGAGAUUUUUGUUUGAUGCAAAAUUUAUAGAAAAUGAAAAUGAGCUAUAUUAAUUCAGUUCUGGGGAUGAGAGAACUUUGAAAUUUGCAAUUUAGAGUGCCUGCUCCAAUCUGAUAAAGUAAUAAAGGUAAAUGUGAGAUUAAACUUAAGAAUAUUCGAAGCACAAGACUUUGAAAAGAAGUACAUUCUCCUGAGUUGUGAAGCCUUGUUAACUAUAAUCAAAGAUGAGUAUCUCUUAAAUCAUUUCGCCAUAAUAGUUUGGUUCAGCAGGGGGUUGGCUUUAUAUGAUAGUUUGGAGAUCUCAAAGGUAAAGCUAUUUAAGAUUGCCAAAAAACUCAAUAUGUAAAUUGGAUACAUAGGAAGUUGUGUUAACAAUCAAAGAGUCUAUAAUAUGAGUUAAAUAUCUAUUGAUAUCAACCCGAAAUGCUACACUUAAUCCAAGCCUUGUUAUUUAGUAAAUUCGUUAAGAUGUGCAGAAGCUAUCCUAAUAAUUCAGUGUAUCAGUUCUUCUUUGUUGGCCUAAUCCAUUCUUUACUUUUGGUUAUACGAGAUGAUUCUAUUUGUGCUCAUAAACCUCAUAAAUUAAGGAUAAUUCUUAACCUAAAGUUGCAACAUCCUCCUUUUAUUGAGUCAAACUUUUACAGUGAUGAUUUAAUUACUAUCUCAUAAUCAACGAUUCAAGAAUUCAGAAGUUCAUUACAAAGGAUUAAUACCCUAAAGGUGCUUGGUUAAGGCUCUGUUUAAUAAAGAUUCAUUGAUUAAAAUAUUUCUAGUAGGAGUGGUUGAUGCAGCAAUAGUCAGUAUACCAUUGUAUGCUACAAAAUACUUAUAUGGAGACUCCAAUUACUUACCCAUAUCAUAAUUUGCCUUUAUUAUCACUUUGGAAUUAAUAGUUAAAAUAUAAUUGUAUUUCUAAAUAUUCGAAUAAUAAUAUAAAUAGCUUCUGGGAUUAUUAUUAUUGAGUGUAUUCGUUGUUGCAUUGGUAACAUUUCUGACUAUUCCUGAUUAUAAUGAAUAUCAUGUAUCUUACUCAGAUUUGUUUUACAGUCCUGGAUUUAUAAUAAGGAGUUUAAUCUUUGUUUACAUAUUUGCAUUUGUAUUUAAAUUUGCAGUAGCUUCUAUUUUAUAAUUGUAUAAUUUGGAGAUGUUCCAAGAUAUUUUGAUUACAGAUGAAUCAAAUUUUAAAUAUAUUGAACAGACUAAGAAAUAAAGAUAAACUAAACAGAGCUUACAACUAUCUAUUUAAUCAAGAAAGAAAUUUAUUAAGUCCAUUUUGGCUGAUAACAAUUAGAUGGAUGACUCUAUUUAUAAGGCAUUGAAUAAUAACAUUAAUAAUGAUGAAUAAAUAGAAUUAAAGAAAAAUUUGACUUUCAAUCAGAAGGAAUUCGAGAUAAGAUAUCAAGAGUCUAUGAGUUAAAACUCUAUUUUGUAUAUCAUUUUUGAGGCUGCAGUUUUCAUUAAUCUAUUGAUCUAAGUGAACUACAUUGAGAAUAAUAUAGCAAUCUAUAUAAUAUGGGGUGUGCAACUGUUCUACAGUAUUACAAUUUACAUUCUAUAAUACUUGGAAAUAACACCUCGUAAGAUCUAAUAAAAUUUACAAUUGAUCAGCAUCUUAAGUAGAUUCUUAUUUUAAUACAUUACGAUAUUCUUAUUGGAUUAGGAUUACAUAAUGAACCAAGUCAUUUUCACAUCAAUAUUUAUGAUAAUCCUCUUAAAUUAUUCAAUAAAGCAGAGUUUGAGAUUUAAAGGCACAAUAAUCCUUAUGAGUUUAAUAAGUUUGGGAGUGGUUUUGAAGUUUAUAACACCAAAAUAUUAAUACUCUCCAUAGAAACAGAUAAUGUUUAUUUUGGCUUUGAUAAUCAUAUGUAGUUUAGCAAUAGUAUGUGGGUAUUUCUUAUCAUAUGUGAAUGAGUAUCUGAGGAGACAGAACUUUCUAUUGCAAGAGUAAUUGGAGAAAGAACAAAAGAAAUUGAAUGACGCAUUGAGUAUAUUGAUGCCUAGAUUUAUUAAGGAAAGAAUGGCAAGAGGGUAUAUAUAAAUACAGGAAGAUCAAGGGCCAGUCACAAUCCUAUUUUGUGAGAUAUGUGACUUUGAUGAUAUUAUUGAAUCCGAAAAGGUGUCGAUCAUUAGUUUUCUGGAUUCUAUCUAUAGAACCUUCGAUACAAUAUGCAAUUAGUAUAACAUCUAGAAGAUUGAGACAGUAGGAUAGAUCUAUGUUUGUGCAUCAGGAUUAAAAGACUAUGAUAUAAUUGAUAAGCAAUCAAAAAACUCAACUUAGAAAAUGAUUGAAUGUGCAAUAGCCAUGAUGGAAUCAACUAAUAAUUUGAAAUACUAAGAUAAACAGAUAGUAAUAAAGAUUGGAAUUAAUUAUGGUAAUGUGAUGGCUGGAGUAAUCGGCCAACAUAAACCAUAAUUCUCAUUGAUAGGAGACACUGUAAAUACAACUUGCAGAGCAUGUACAGUAUGUGAACCAGGUAAGAUCUCAUUGACUGAAAGUGCCUUUAUUAGAGUCAGGCAAAUGAAGUACUAGUUUUAAGUUAAGGAAAUCAAUAUGAAGAAUAUUUAUGUGCUUUAUUAACUGGUAAUUAAUAAGAAAAGCACUUUCGCAGCAAAGGUUGACAAAUCACCCAUCAUUAAGUUGGUGAGUUCAAUUUAAUUUAAAAGAUUGGACUCUAAUGAUAAGCCGAUUAACAAUGAUCUUAUGACAAAUGCUGUUAAUCCUGCAGGGUUCUAAUUUGAUAUAGCACGGAAAUCAUCAAUGUCUAGGAAUAAAUCGGUUUAUCAGUUACCUGUUGAGUAAUUUGGGAAAGUAAUACAAGAUGUAAUCACAGCAAAUAAGUUAAUAUGUAAUUAUUUAAAAUCAAAUAGCAGAGGAUAUAUCUAAUAGACGUAUUACUAUGCACAGAAAGAGUAGAGUCACUAGAUAUAAGGAAGUGAAUCCUUAAAUGAUGUCAUCACAUGAUUAAGUUUAAUAACCAUAACAAUAAUAAUAACAAUAACAAUAAUAAUAAUAGUAAAAGAAAGAAGAUCCAUUGGGAGAUCAAUUUGGUGAUCUCUUUGAUAAUAUGAAGGUAGCUGAUUCUUAAAAAAAUGUUGAUGAUAUUAUGCCAAAGAGCCCAUAGAAUAAUGUUAAGAGCUAGAAAUCGAUAUAAAAUAAUAAUAAUAACAACCAUCUUUUUGAUUCCACUCUUUAAUAAGAAGAGAAAAUUGAAAUUCCAAAACUACAAUAGUUAAUUGGAAAUCAAGAGAAAAUUGAAACAGAUAUUAUGUAGGAAUUGAUUAGAGUAAAAUGUGACUUUGGUACAAAUCAAGCGAGAAGAGGUAAAUAAAUUAAUAUAAUCUUAGUAUAUUUUCGUCAAUUCAAAUACAAAGAGAUGAUACGGAUUUAUAAUCAUAAAUUAUUUAAGGAUAUGGUUUAGUAUUGUUUAAUUCUAUUCAUUUACUUGAUGAUAUUUUAAUUACCAAUUUUAUUUGCUUUAAUGGAAUACAAGCAAUAUUUAGGAGUCAAUCUUACAAUUGAAGGAUUGAAGAUUGCAUUCUAUUUAAUGAGUUGUAUUGUUGUUCCAUUCUGCUUAAGAGAUGCUUAUAAGUAUAUCUUCUAAAUAGGGAUGAUCAUAGGCUAUUUCAUCAGUAUUUUAUUCAACGUAAUAACAAUCAUAAUUAAUGAUCCAAUUGAAAGAACUUACAUUACUCUAAUCCUAGCCUUCACUUUAUGUUUGGGAUACUAUUUGAGAGCUUUACCCUAUUUCACUUCUCGUCAUAGAAAACUGUUAUUUAUUUUAAAAUACUCUCACAUAAUUUUCAUCUUAUCUUUCGCCAAUGAAUGGAAUGAAACAAUCAUUUUCAUUCUCGCCAUUGAAAUCUUUAUAUUUGUUCAAAGAAACCAAAAUGAAGAUUUACUUUAUUAGAACUACAAUAUCCAUGAUCAACUCUUGUAACAAUAACAAGAAUAAAACAAAAUAAUCAGUCAUCUAUUACCUUCUCAUAUUUUAUAAUAAUAUUUUAAAGAAUAAGACACUAUACCUGAUGUUUUUGAGAAUGCAACAAUCCUAUAUGCAGAUAUAGCUGGCUUUACUAAAUAUUCUACUAGUGUUGAUGCUUAAUAAGUAUUGUAAAUGUUGAGUUCCCUUUUUAAUAAGUUUGAUGUUGCUUGCACUGAAAACAAUGUGUAUAAGUUGUAUUCCAUCGGAGAUAGUUAUGUUGUAAUAGGAGUCUUGGAUGCAAACAAUGGAAUCAGAGAAGAAGAAGCUUACAACGUUGUCAAUCUUGGUUUUCAACUACUAGACAUUGUAAAUUUACUUAAGAAAAAUAUUCAAUAUCCUGAUAUCAAUAUGCGAAUUGGAAUACAUACAGGGAAUAUAAUUGGUGGCAUAGUAGGAACAGAUAUUGUGAGAUAUGAUAUAUAUGGAUCAGAUGUGGCCAUAGCCAAAAAGAUGGAAUAGAAUUCAUAAAUUGGAAGAAUCAUGGUUUCAGAGGAUACUAUGAAGUUUUUAGAUGCCACUUACACAGGAGAAUUCAGUUAUGUAUUUGCUAAUCAGAUUGAACAUAGAAAUAGAAUUAUUUAAGGUUAUUAUAUCGACAAAGUAUAAAUUGAAGAAUGA